Messenger RNA from Oxyura jamaicensis (ruddy duck), 1899 nucleotides. It is a transcript of the gene FAXDC2, whose product is annotated as fatty acid hydroxylase domain containing 2. Gene Ontology annotation, biological process: sterol biosynthetic process. Lineage: Eukaryota; Metazoa; Chordata; Aves; Anseriformes; Anatidae. The transcript has 11 exons. Gene Ontology annotation, molecular function: iron ion binding; C-4 methylsterol oxidase activity. The record is from RefSeq and is a predicted model, not a curated record. The coding region runs from base 807 to 1808 and encodes 333 amino acids.
UUACAGACUUUAUGGUCUGUAAGCAUAUUUAAACACAACUGAGCCCAAGCACAUUCUAACCUAUUUGCGCCUUGUCUUUACAGCCAGAACCAGUACCUGCAACUGACUGAAGACACUAUGCAGCAACUGAUGGUGAAAUCUGUAGUCAGGACAACACAAUGAAAUCUUGGGCUGCUGUUUUUGGCCAUCUCCACAGUAACCCUUAUACUUUUAACAAAUACACCUUUGACUCAUUCACUUGCACUGGCAUUUUCUAUUUUGUGCUUAAAACAUGAAUUAGGGCAUUGCAAAAACUAUUUAAGCUAUAGCUUUCUUUUUUAUUCUCAGACACAGUCAUUAUCUCCUGGUGAAAAACUCUUACCUGCAGAGAUGUAUUCCGAAUGCUUAACCGAGUGACAGGAUGUGCACAUGCACAGGGAACGCUGCCAGUACUGCCAGUGACAUGGCCCUGGCUUCACAUGACUUGCCUGGGAGGGGACAGCCAACUCCUGCCUGGAAACACACCCCUGACUCCUUUGCUUAAACCCUCAUAAAGUUCCCGCAGCAGUAGUGAAAGGUGAGGAGUUGAACUCUGGGCUCUGGAUAAACACAAAGGACCUCUCCUAGGCUACGCUUAACAGGAGAAACUGUAGUUGCCUUCAGAUCUGUGCGCUGCUUGGCAAGGUAGGAGCCCCACCAGACACAUCUAGUCUUCUCUCUUUCCAUACAGCACGGCUGAUAUGCAACUUCAGGGGUGACCAGUGUAUUCCAUCUUUCUGACAAGCUGCAAGAGGAGUACUCCCAGGAGGCCUGCUAUCAUCAUAAAGAUGAAGAGAGACUCUGGAUACUCCACCAUGGCUGCACAGCAGAAACAGGAAGAGAAGCUCUGGGAUGCUGUGAAGACCUCUGCCUUGGUCCUCGGUACAGGCCUGCUCAUAUUCACUGCUUUUAUGAACUCUGCUUCUUGGUGGGUACAGAAGAUCUGGGAGACUUCAGGCAAUUUCUGGCAAACAGCAUGGCUAAAUCUUUACAACCUGUUUGAGGGAAGGGAAUGGUCACUCUUCCUCUUUGGGGCUGCGUUGGUUCCUAGCCUUGCUUUCUGGUGCUUCAAUGGAAUCCUUAUGGUGGCUGAUGUAACAGGAAAGCCAACUUUCAUUACUCGGUAUCGCAUUCAGCUGGGCAAGAAUGAUCCCGUGGACACCAAAAAAUUGCAACAAGCCAUCUACACAGCACUGUUUAAUCAGUUCUUCAUCUCCUUGCCCAUGCUUGUGCCCAUGUUCUAUGUCAUGAAAUGGUGGGGCAACACCUUCAGCAAGGAAUUACCCACCUUCCAGCGGUUUCUUGUCGAGCUGGGCAUCUUUACCAUAACCGAGGAAAUUCUCUUCUAUUAUUCACACAGGCUUGUUCAUCUGCCCCUCCUGUACAAGCACAUUCACAAGAAGCACCACGAGUGGACAGCCCCCAUUGGCGUGGUCUCCAUUUACGCUCACCCAUUAGAGCACAUACUCUCCAACACGUUGCCUGUCAUGACUGGCCCGAUGAUCAUGGGGUCUCACAUUGUUUCAAUCGCAGCGUGGUUCUCCCUUGCUCUUAUAACAACCAGCAUUUCGCACUGCGGCUACCACCUGCCCUUCCUGCCGUCGCCGGAAUUCCACGACUUCCACCACCUCAAGUUCAACCAGUGUUACGGAGUCCUGGGAGUACUGGAUUAUCUGCAUGGAACAGACACGGUGUUCAGGCAAACCAAAGCCUACGAGAGGCACAGGGUCCUCCUCAGCCUCACACCUCUCUCAGAAAGCAUCCCGGAGACACCCAAGAGGGCAGAGUGACCUCCAACCCUGCAGCCUGCAUUCUUGCAGAGCCCAGUGACAAGGAGAGCUGGAGACAAUUUAUGCCAAAUAGUACCUUAAUAGGGAAACA